This is a messenger RNA of Hemibagrus wyckioides, 4888 nucleotides long. RefSeq lists its product as uncharacterized. Bases 288 to 4043 code for a protein of 1251 amino acids. Lineage: Eukaryota; Metazoa; Chordata; Actinopteri; Siluriformes; Bagridae. The record is from RefSeq and is a predicted model, not a curated record. The transcript is spliced from 23 exons.
GGAGGUAAUCUCUUGGUUCCAAGGCAACAUGAAAACAGUCCAGUCUUAAGGAGCUUUGGAAAGCCUAGCAACGGCAAACAGAGGCAAUCAAAUGGAGUCAGACAUGACUGUGCUGCAGUGUGAAAGCGGCGAUUUCCAUUCACUGAUACUCAACAGGCUUCAGAAUCUAUUCCCAGAAUGCUAAAGAGACAGUUGCUCAGGAGAAGGGUCCAACAAUAUAAACUCAGGUGAGACAACACAGCGCCGGGUUUUGAAAGAACACUGAGAAAAGCACUAUCAGCUUCGACAUGAAAGAGCUUGUCCUAUCCCUCCUGAGCCGGGGAUACGGUCAUGUGGUCCAGACAGACAGCAAAAGACAAUAUGGAAGACUGGAAGUCUGUUUUGAACCUGAGGACUACUUCAUCUGGAAAUCCCAGCCUCCUCUGCUUCGCUUAUCUAACAGUGGACGGCUGCUCAGUGGGAUGGAGCCCACACCCCCCAAAACCUACAGCACAAGGAGAGGACCACUUAUUCUAUUCUCAGAAGAUUUUGCCUCAUCAUUCUCCCAACCUGACAAGGUCAACAGGAAGGAUCGGUCUUUCAGGGCUUCGAGACAGGAAGCAGAGUUUCAAUUCUACUCUCUUCGUGAUUUGACUGAAGCCGCUUUAGCGUAUUGUAAGAAGCAGGCCAAGGUGGAAUGUCAUACUAGCAUGACUCAGCCUAUGUUGCCAGACCCCAAACCUGGCACUAAGCACUUGCAGGCGCACCAGAGGCCCGGAGACGAGCACAGCUAUCUAAACCAGACUACUGGUGAAGAAAAUGAGGAGGAACAUGCUUUCUUCAGACGUCAAGGUAAUUUUCUAUACCCCAGACCAGAGCAGGUGCGAUAUCAGCCUCGCUUCCUCUGUUUUCCACGGCCUAAUCGUCCUCCACCGGGUCCGCUCCCACUCAUAACCCCGAAUCCAGCACUCAGACGUAGUGGGGACUGGCCUCAUAUGGCAGCAGGAGUACCAGAAACCUCUAUGCCAACAGGAGCGGAGGAGCACUCUAUUACCAGAGACAGUAAGACCAGUUUCAGAACAGAGGUAGUGACACCUCAGAUGAGCCCGAUUCCUGAAUCUGAUGCUUGGGAGGAACACACAGAACAACCUGAGGAUCACAAUGUUUACUUGGUUGCAGAGCAUUUGACUGGCUACCCAAAGGACUUAAACGGUCAAUGGAAACAGAGUGCAAAAGAGACAGGUGGUGAGGACGGUGGACACGCUCCACGACCAGCUUAUACGAACCUCUCUUUGGCUUGCGGUCACCUUUCAAAAGUCCCCAAUGACAGAAGACAAGCAGAGGGGGGCUGGCGUCCAAAUCCUGUGAAACAGAGUGGUCUUCAUCUACCCCCCAUUAAGCAAGCACUUCCUGCAGACACAGAGAGCAAGGACCAUGGGCUCAAAGCUGGGAGCAUGCCUCAAGAAAACCACAAGGAACCAAUACCCCGUCUGCCAGAUAUACAUCAGCCUGAGGUUAGCACGGAGGCUGCUGCUCCCAAACCCCCAGAGAGAACUGUACUUAAGAAAGUACUUGUGCUGUUCCCUUUGGAAGCAAUGGAACAAGAUGGUCUUUCUGGCCUUCCUGAGGAAAAGGAAGAAAUUGAGGACGUCCUGUGUAGUGAUGUGGAACAGAAAGUGGAGCUGAAGAGGAAAGAAGAAAACAGGCCCAUGGAACAUGGGAGCAGGCUAAAGGCAGCACAACAAGAUAACCUGAUCGGGUUUGAACCCGAGGAGGACAAAGAGCAGACUGCUGUGGGUCCCCUGCCUCCAUUUAUAGGUCGUAGAGGUCUUGGAAAACAGUGCUCUAUGGCAUACUACAGACAAGACCCACGGGACCCGGCAGAUCAGUCAGAGCCUCAGCCUGGCAUUAUCAGAGGCAGCCUUCCUCUGGAGCUGAAAGAGUGUCAGAAAGAUGGACUCCUGGGCACCUUAAUAAUGGGUCCUGCUGGGGAAAUCAUAUGCUUGUCUUUCUGGGAUUCCUUAACUGACACAGAGGACCACCCAGCUCUGGAGGAUGCCAUGAAAGAACACGUUGUGAAGGUUGUGACUUCUGAGGGUGUUUUGGAGGAGUCAUGGACCAUCUGGGACCAACUAGAAGAGCAAGCUACACAAGCAGUGAGAGUGAAUGACAGAGAAGUGGAGGCUAAGCGAGGUCACAAGAAACAAACCAGCACUAACCCAGAGGCUUGUGUACCGGGGCAAAGAAUAGAAGAAACAAACAACUAUACAGAAAGUCAGCCCUACAGCAGAGAGGAAGAUAUCACGCAACAGACAGGAGGAAGGACACAGAGGCCAUGGCCUAAGGCAAGACCGAGAUCUGGGUCACCAACUAGACCUGUGUCUGAUAGCAGCACUCAGAACACAUCUCUUUCCAACCCCACAGCUACAGAUGAACAUAUUGAUAAAGCAAAGCUUCAGACUCAGACAGAGUCAUAUAAAAAUACUGCCAAGUCCAGAAAAUCAGGUAAAUUAGAUGCUGCAGAUGAUCCCCACAUGAGUAACAUGAAGAAGCAAAAGCUUAAGCGGCAUGCCAACAGAGUCACAGAUAUGGAUUACGCAGAGAAUAAGUCUAUAGACUCAAAUGUGGACACAGAGUCACAAGACACCAGUUUUAGUGAAGAAACAGCUUCUGGUCCAACACAUAAGAAAAAUAAAAACGCAGGUGGUGAGAAAGCAAAGUCCACAAAGUCAGAAAACACAGCAGAAAAAAUAAAAAAGAAGUCCAAAGGUCAAGCGGCAUUUGUUGUGGGUAAACCGAGGCAGUCACAGGAAAUUGAAAAGAAGAAAUAUAGUUCACAGAGGCAUGAGAAGACAGUGUCCAAAAGGCUAAAGAACGAGUCCGAUGACAAAUCGGCAGAUGAUUAUUCCUGUGGUUCUUCUGAAUACACUGUGGAUGACAUGGAAAGCAGAGAGGUCUCAACUGUCCACAAGAACCGUGAAGCUGGACACAGUCCAGAUAUUGAUCAGGAUCCCAUCCAUCAUGAGAAGUUUAUAGCAGGACACAGUAUGGAGAGUGAUCGGUCUUCUGCCUCUAGAGAAGGUGAUGGAGAUGGAGAUAUUGAUCGUUUCUCCAUCGGUGAUGUAUCUGCAGUUUCUUCCAGAUCACACAGCUCUGCCAAGUCCUCCUCUACGAGCACAUGGAGCAUUCGGAGAACCAGUGUGUCAUCAGGCAUGUCUAGCCCAGUACAACUUCCUCGUCUCUUCCCACGUUUCGGGGUCCUAAAACACCAUCCUACAUCCAACCCUGACAAGUCUGAAUCAGCUGCUGAUGCUAAGAGCAGUGCAGAAGCCAUCAACCCGAGGGAAAGCAGAGUGGCAGCUGCACUGGCAGCAAAGGCCGAACGUCGCCGGAUGGAGGUGGAGAAGAAGAGGAAGGAGAAAGAAGAGGAAAAAGAAGAAGAGAGACAGAGACAAGAGAAUAAAGAUCUGACAGAAGAGAGAAUGCGGCUGGAGCUGGAGGAGGAGCGGGGACAGAGGGCACAGCAGGCCAGGUUGAGAAAGCUUAAAGAAGAAGAAGAGAAACAGAGACGGGCUGAGAGAGAGAGCGAAGGACAGACGAGUGAGCAGGCCGAGACGGAGAGGGAGAGGAGGAGGCAAGAAGAAACAAGGAACAAGAAGAGAUAUUUAGAACGACUUCAGAAAGAGAGGCACGAAGAGGAGAUGAGAAGAGCAGCGGCGUUAAAGCGUCAGCAUGAGGAGGAGGAAGCUCAUAGGGAGGAAGAGUACAGGAGAUUGCAGGAGAUGAAUGAGAGCGAAAGAGAGGAGUACUUGCGCAGAAGGCGGGAGGAAGAAGAGGAGAGGAGGAAGGCUGCGGCGGAGAGAAGACGUGCAGAGGAGGAAGCAGAUAUGUGGUAUGAGGAGUUUAAUAGGCAGAGGGCAGCACUGGAGCAAAACCUCCAUUUCCAAAGAGGACUUUUUGUUGAGACAGAGGGUCUGAAACAGCAGCAGAGCAUCUCUCGGCCCUGGGUCUUUUCUUACUUCAGCCGGCUGAGCUUAGCACACUGUAACACCUAUGAGGAGUAAAAUAAAAGUCCAUCAUAUCCAUAUAUUUUGCCAAAAUUUUAAGCUCAUUCUUAUUAUAUCACUCUCAGAACUGCAUUCGACCUGAGACAUGUUCCACAUCACCAGAUUGACCUUAUUUCUGUGUUACAGCCCAAAAAUGGAAACUAAACCGAAUGAAGUAACAGCAAGCAGCUAUAGAGUUCUUCGUGUUCUUUAUACUGUGUUCUUCAUGCGUUUUAAAUUUCAAUAGUCACUAGUUGACAUAUUAAACGAUUAAAUAAUCUGGUUAAGUUCAUUUAUCUGGUGCUUCUCUUUAGGCUAGUUAAGUGUUACUGUUUCAUGUGAGUGAUAGAAAUGGUCAGGAUAAUACAGGGUGUUCUCAAACUCUCCAAACGUAGGGGGAACGAAUGAACACAGUUUUUAAUCAAAAUGGUGCCUUCUUUACAAAACAUCUCUAUAUGAUUUACAAAGAAAUGACAAGUCGUGUCUCCUGCUAAAGAUCAACUUAUGUUCACAAAUCUGGUGUUAUGCAUGUAAUAGCACUUUGAAUGUGUUCCUUUAAAUGGUAUUUGUGCUACAUUUUUUUUUCCAGAUAGCGUAUAUGAAUGCCUUAUGAAUAAUGCCUACACACACACAUACAUACACACACACAUUUCCCAAGUGUAUGGAGGGGCACCCUGUAACACCGACAAACCUGUAACAUUGAUAACAUUUAGUUUUGUUCCAGGAUCUCCAGUAGAGAUCAGGGGGUCAGUGAUUUUGUAAUUUAACUACAGUAUUAGAAAUCCACUAUUAAUAUAAAUACUAAUAAUAUCAGCUGGAAUCUCAUUUUUAAUAAAAUAUUCUAUGAGUGCAAAAUUCAUACC